AUGAGCAGUGCCUCUAGCAGCACCAGGGCUCUUACUUUGGCUCACGGCUCUAUCGAGCACGUUCUACCAGUCCCAACGGCGUCUUUUUUCCCAGGCUCCCAGCUCCAAGACCAAUUCUCCAAACAACUUCCUGCUGCCACUGAAGGAUUCAUCUCCGAUGAAGAACCAUCGUCUCCAGCAGAGCUUUUGGGUCAAUUCCUUGGCUAUGUAGCUACUUUGGUCGACCCUUCCACCAGGGGCCAAUUUGACGACGUUCUAGCCUUCGCUUUGGCCGAAUUCGAAUCUAGCUAUCUGCAAGGCAACGAUAUACAUGCGUUGGCUGCAAAACUUUUGGCAGACGACGACGUGUACGCAACUUCUUUGGACAAGGUGAAAACUCUAAUCAAGAACUACUUCGAUGCUCGUAUCGCAGCCCAAAGACCUUUCACAAAGUCCGAUUCUGCAUUGUUCAAGAGUGCGGGUGCUAAAGAAUCUCAACUGGUUGCCAUUUUCGGCGGCCAAGGUAACACCGAUGAUUAUUUCGAGGAAUUACGCGAGCUUUAUCACACUUACCAUAGCGUUAUCUCCGAUGUUAUCGAGUCUGCUGCUUCGAAAUUGGCAGAACUGGUCAGAUCCACUGACGACACAGAAAAAGUGUACACUCAAGGUUUUGACGUUCUACAAUGGCUGAAAAACCCAGAAACCACCCCUGACAACGCUUACCUUUUGUCUAUUCCCAUUUCAUGUCCAUUGAUUGGUGUAAUUCAGCUGGUCCACUAUGCUGUCACUGCCCGUGUCUUGGGCUUCACCCCAGGUGAGCUAAGAUCACAUUUGGUCGGUGCUACCGGUCACUCCCAGGGCCUUGCGACCGCUGUGGCCAUUGCAGAAGCCGAUUCUUGGGAUUCUUUCUUCAAAGCUUUGAACAAGACCAUCACUCUUCUGUUUUCCAUUGGUGUGCGUUGCUACCAGGCUUACCCCAACACUUCCAUGUCUCCUUCCAUGCUUGAGGACUCUGCCGAAAAUGGUGAAGGUACUCCAUCUCCUAUGUUGUCUGUGUCCAAUUUGACAAAGGAACAGGUUCAAAAAUACGUUGAUCAGACCAACGCCCAUUUACCAUCGGAGAAACACAUUGUGAUCUCCUUGGUGAACGGUGCCAGAAAUCUGGUUGUAUCUGGUCCCCCUCAAUCAUUGUACGGUUUGAAUUUGACCUUGAGAAAGGCUAAAGCUCCAGCGGGUUUGGAUCAAGCCAGAAUUCCACACAGCGAAAGAAAGCUCAAGUUUUUCAACAGAUUCCUACCCAUCGCAUCGCCAUUCCACUCUCACCUAUUAGAACCAGCUAACGCUUUCAUUAAGCAAGACUUAGAAGAUGCUGGGUUGGAAUACAAUGCAUCCGACCUCAAAAUUCCUGUCUACGACACUUUUGAUGGUAAGGAUUUGAGAGAGUACAAUGGAUCUAUUGCCGAAAGAAUUACGCUGUGCAUUACCAAAUUGCCAGUCAACUGGGAAGUUACAACGCAGUUCAAGGCUUCUCACAUUUUGGACUUUGGCCCCGGUGGGUCUUCUGGCCUCGGUGUCCUUACUCAACGUAACAAGGACGGUACCGGUGUCCGCGUUAUCGUUGCUGGUGCUUUAGACGUCAACCACGACGAUGAGUAUGGUUUCAAACAAGAAAUCUUUGAUGUUUCCUCCAAUGGCCUUAAGUACUCACCUAACUGGCUCGAGGAAUUUCAUCCUAAGCUGGUCAAGACUAAAGGCGGUAAGGUUUACGUUGAUACUAAGUUUUCGAAGCUUUUGGGUCGCGCACCUCUGCUUGUACCUGGUAUGACUCCAUGUACCGUCUCACCAGACUUCGUUGCUGCUACUAUCAACGCCGGCUACAGCAUCGAAUUGGCUGGUGGUGGUUACUUUUCUCCUGCCCAUAUGACUUCUGCAAUCGACUCUGUGGUUUCUCAGAUCAAGAAAGGUUACGGGUUUGGUCUUAACUUAAUCUAUGUUAACCCCAGAAUGUUGCAGUGGGGUAUUCCAAUGAUAAAAGAGUUGAGAGAGAAGGGAUAUCCUAUUCAGUCUAUGACUAUUGGUGCCGGUGUUCCAUCCCUAGAGGUUGCCUCAGAAUACAUUGAAACUUUGGGCCUCACUUACUUGGGUCUAAAACCUGGCUCUGUUGAGGCUAUUUCUCAAGUCAUUGCAAUCGCUAAGGCUCAUCCAACCUUCCCAAUAGUUUUGCAAUGGACUGGUGGUAGAGGUGGUGGUCAUCAUUCCUUCGAAGACAUGCAUUCUCCAAUCUUCCAGAUGUACUCGAAAAUCAGAAGAUCGUCUAACAUCAUCUUGGUCGCGGGUUCUGGUUUUGGUUCUGCUGAAGAUACUUAUCCCUACCUAACCGGUGAGUGGUCUACCAAGUUCAAUUACCCACCCAUGCCCUUCGACGGUUUCUUGUUUGGUUCGAGGGUCAUGAUCGCGAAAGAAGCUAAGACUUCACCUGACGCCAAAAAGGCUAUUGCUGCAUGCAGUGGUAUUUCUGAUGAUAAAUGGGAGCAGACCUACAAGAAGCCUACUGGUGGUAUUGUCACUGUUCGUUCUGAAAUGGGUGAGCCAAUUCACAAAAUUGCCACUAGAGGUGUGUUGCUAUGGAAGGAGUUGGACGAAACCAUCUUCAAUCUACCAAAGAACAAGCUGCAACCUGCUCUAGAUGCCAAGAGGGAUUACAUUAUCGGCAAAUUAAAUGCUGACUUCCAAAAGCCUUGGUUUGCAACCGUUGAUGGACAGGUCCGGGAUCUCACCGACAUGAACUAUGAAGAGGUUGCUCAGAGAUUAGUCGAGUUAAUGUAUCUGAAAUCCGCUGAUAAAUGGAUCGAUAUUACCUGGAGAAAUUUUACUGGAGACUUCUUGCGUCGUGUUGAAGAGCGUUUCACUAAAAAGAAGACAGCCUCUUUGCUCCAAUCCUACUCCAUUUUGAACAAGCCUUUCGAGGUUUUAACCACCAUCUUUGAAGCUUACCCUGCUGCCAGAACCCAAUAUCUAAACGCCCAGGACGUCGACUACUUUUUGAGUUUGUGUCAAAAUCCAGCUCAAAAACCAGUACCUUUCGUUCCUGUUUUGGAUCAAAGAUUUGAGUUCUUUUUCAAGAAGGACUCCCUAUGGCAAUCCGAAUACCUAGAGGCCGUUGUUGACCAAGAUGUUCAAAGAACAUGUAUUCUACACGGCCCCGUCGCUGCUCAGUACACCAAUGAAGUGGAUGAGCCCAUUGAAAGUAUCAUGGACGGCAUUCACAAUGGCCAUAUCGAGAAACUUCUAAAGGAUUACUACAACGGCGAUCGCGCUAGCAUUCCUGUUGUCGAGUACUUCGGGGGCGAGGAUCCAGUAACAGUCAAGUUUGAUUCUGUUGAAACCGAUGGCAAAAUUAUUUACCGCGCCCCUGCAUCCGCUAAUGAACAAGAAUGGUUCAAGCUACUAGCAGGCUCCAAGAGGAACUGGAGACACGCCUUUUUCUCUACACCAAGAGUUGUUCAAGAUUCUUUCUAUGCAAAGAAUCCUGUUCACAAGGUGUUCAAGCCCUCCCCUCAAUCCGUCGUUCAGAUUUCCAAUCCUGAGGACCCUGCAAAGUGCAACAUUACUUUGCUAGAGCUGGUUCAGGGAGAUUUGAAACCCACAGUGUCUUUGCGCUUGAUCAAAGAUAACGUGAUGGAGUUGAAGUUGAUUGAGAACAGAACGAUGGACGGAAAACCUGUCAGUCUACCACUGCUCUAUAAGUACCAGCCUGAGGAUGGUUUCGCUCCUAUCUCUGAGGUUAUGGACGGUCGUAAUGAUCGUAUUAAAGAACUCUACUGGAAGCUGUGGGUCGAUGAACCUUUUGACCUAGAUUUCGAUGCAAAGAAACCUAUUCAAGGCACAGAUGUUACCAUCACUGCUAAGGACAUCGCUGAAUUCACUCACGCUAUUGGAAACAAAUGCGAAGACUUUGUCUCGAGACCAGGCAGGAAGCUAUUGGCACCAAUGGACUUCGCAAUUGUCGUGGGCUGGAGAGUUAUCAUCAAGGCUAUUUUCCCAAAAACUGUGGAUGGUGAUCUUUUGAAGCUUGUUCACAUGUCGAACGGUUACAGAAUGAUUCCUGGUGCCAAGCCUCUGCAAGAAAACGAUGUGAUCUCUUCCACUGCAGUAAUCAAGAGUGUCGUCAAUCAGCCUAACGGGAAGAUCGUUGAGGUUGUCGGUAUCUUGAGUAGAAAAGGUUCCCCUGUUAUGGAGGUCACUUCUUCGUUCUUCUACCGUGGUAAGUACACCGAUUUUGAAAACACUUUCGAGAAAAUUACCGAGCCUGUUUACCAAGUUAAGAUAAACAGUGCUAGAGACGUUGCUGUUCUUCGCUCUAAGGAGUGGUUCCAGCUGGACGACGAAGAAAUUGAUUUGCUCGGUAAGACGUUAACCUUCGAAACUGAAACAGCUGUCACCUUCAAGGACGAGACUAUUUUCAAUACCGUGAAGUGCGAAGGUAAAAUAAAGGUGGAAUUACCAACCAAAGAGAAGGUUGAAAUUGGUGUUGUAGACUAUGAAGCCGGAGAGUCUCAUGGCAACCCAGUUAUCGAUUACUUGAGUAGAAAUGGCUCUACUUUGGAGCAAAAGGUCAACCUUGAAAACGCUAUCCCAAUUGCUGUCAAGGAUACACAGGCUCCUGGUACAAACGAGCCUUACGCGAGAGUAUCAGGCGAUUUGAACCCAAUCCACGUCUCCCGCCAUUUCGCCGACUACGCUAACCUACCUGGAACUAUCACUCAUGGCAUGUACUCAUCUGCUGCUGUUCGUGCUUUAGUAGAAACCUGGGCUGCCGACAACGUUUCGGCAAGAGUUCGCGCUUACAGCUGCCAAUUCGUUGGCAUGGUUUUGCCAAACACUCCUUUGAAGACUACCAUUCAACACAUCGGAAUGAUUAACGGUCGUAAAUUGAUCAAGUUUGAAACUCAGAAUGACAACGAUGAAACCGUAAUGGUUGGUGAAGCCGAAGUCGAACAACCUGUGUCCACGUUCGUCUUCACUGGUCAAGGUUCUCAAGAACAAGGCAUGGGUAUGGACUUGUAUGAGAAAUCCGAGGUUGCUAAAACUGUUUGGGACAGAGCUGAUGCUCACUUCAAAAAGACUUACGGUUUCUCUAUCCUGGACAUUGUGAAGAAGAACCCUACUGAAAUGACCAUCUACUUUGGUGGUGAGAAGGGUAGAAAGAUUAAAGCCAAUUACACUCAGAUGAUCUUCGAAACCAUUGUUGAUGGCGAAUUGAAAACCGAGAGAAUCUUUAAGGACAUUACGGAAGAAACUACCUCUUACACUUUCAGGUCUCCAAGCGGUCUUCUAUCUGCAACACAAUUUACACAACCUGCUCUAACCCUGAUGGAGAAAGCUUCUUUUGAGGAUUUGAGAUCUAAGGGUUUGAUCCCAACGGAUGCGGCCUUUGCUGGUCACUCCCUGGGAGAAUAUGCUGCUCUUGCAUCUUUGGCUGACGUGAUGUCCAUCGAAUCUUUGGUGGAAGUCGUGUUUUACAGAGGUAUGACAAUGCAAGUUGCAGUCCCAAGAGACGAGGUUGGAAGAUCGAACUACGGUAUGGUUGCCGUGAACCCAGGCCGUGUCUCACCAACAUUCAACCAGGACGCUUUGAAGUUUGUUGUUGAAUGCGUUGACAAGAGAACAGGAUGGUUAGUUGAAAUUGUCAACUACAAUGUUGAGAACCAACAAUACGUUGCCGCUGGUGACCUGAGAGCUCUAGACACUUUGACUAACGUCUUGAACUUCGUCAAGAUUCAAAAGAUAGAUAUCGUCAAACUUCAGGCUACCAUUUCUCUCGAAGAGGUGGAGAGUCAUUUGAACGAGAUCAUUGACGAAGUUUCAAAGAAAUCUGAAGCGAAGCCACAGCCAAUUGAUUUGGAAAGAGGUUUUGCUUGUAUUCCAUUGCGUGGUAUCUCGGUGCCUUUCCACUCGUCAUACCUAAGAAAUGGUGUGAAACCUUUCAAGAACUUCUUGAAGAAAAACAUCGUCAAAGAGAACGUCAAUGCCGACAGAUUGAUUGGUAAGUACAUUCCAAAUUUGACUGCGAAACCUUUCCAGAUUACAAAAGAAUACUUCCAAGAUGUUUACGAAUUGACUGGUUCCGAGAAAGUGAAGGAGGUUUUGGACAACUGGGAAAAGUACCAAAACUAA
This is a messenger RNA of Lachancea lanzarotensis, 6156 nucleotides long. It is a transcript of the gene FAS1, whose product is annotated as LALA0S03e06634g1_1. NCBI's taxonomy places the organism in Eukaryota, Fungi, Ascomycota, Saccharomycetes, Saccharomycetales, Saccharomycetaceae. Gene Ontology annotation, cellular component: fatty acid synthase complex. Gene Ontology annotation, biological process: long-chain fatty acid biosynthetic process. Gene Ontology annotation, molecular function: [acyl-carrier-protein] S-acetyltransferase activity; fatty acid synthase activity; [acyl-carrier-protein] S-malonyltransferase activity. The record is from RefSeq and is a predicted model, not a curated record. The transcript has a single exon. Bases 1 to 6156 code for a protein of 2051 amino acids.